This is a messenger RNA of Alosa alosa (allis shad), 725 nucleotides long. It is a transcript of the gene rmi2, whose product is annotated as RecQ mediated genome instability 2. The record is from RefSeq and is a predicted model, not a curated record. The coding region runs from base 96 to 551 and encodes 151 amino acids. Gene Ontology annotation, biological process: negative regulation of double-strand break repair via homologous recombination; regulation of sister chromatid segregation; maintenance of rDNA. Gene Ontology annotation, cellular component: nuclear speck; cytosol. Lineage: Eukaryota; Metazoa; Chordata; Actinopteri; Clupeiformes; Clupeidae. The transcript has 2 exons.
ACAGUAGCAGAAGAAGUAGAGUCAGUCGACAGAAACAGAAGAAGAAAAAGACGAAGAGACGCGGGAACAUAAAUGAUAAUAGGCCCUAUUAUGAAAUGGCACUAACGUCACCCGAGACAGGAGUUUUGGAUAAAACACGAAGUCCCCCUGUGAAAGUACUUUCUGGACAGCUUCGAGAUGGUAAAAUUCGUAUUGGUUCAAAUGGAAAGUCCGAAUUCAGUAUAAAGAGAGUUGGUCAAGGGAAGGAAAACUCCCUCGUAGUAUCUAUCGUAUGGAUGCAAGGGACUGUGGUCGAAGUUCAGCCAGAUCGCAACACAAUUGUUCUCUUGGACGAGACUGGUAACUUUGUUGUUGGUGGUGUUAAUAACAUACCUAAGGGAAAGCCAUGUUUAAUUCACGGUAAAUAUGUCAUGGUCAUGGGUCAAGUCCAAACGCAUAGCCCAGAACCUGUGCUUCGGGCAGUAAAAAUGGCCGACCUUUCUGAUAAUUCUUUGAUUCAUAAAAGACUGUGGAAAUAUGAAGUGGAGGACUUGCAGCAAACUUUACCCUGAAAUGUAUCUUGGUUGUCAAGUCGUCUGUUUGCCUUGUACCUUUUUUCAUGUGUGUGCAGUUGUGUUACGCAAACAGUUUAAUAUAUUAUGGCAAGUCAAGGCAAUAAAACAAAGGGGUUUAUAUUCUGGUGCUGUUGGUCAAGAUAUAAAUGGCAACAUUGUUUACAUUGUCAA